This is a messenger RNA of Cetraspora pellucida, 171 nucleotides long. Lineage: Eukaryota; Fungi; Glomeromycota; Glomeromycetes; Diversisporales; Gigasporaceae. The record is from the annotation of a GenBank genome assembly.
CGAUAAAUUACAAAGCCCUAAAAAAUAUAUACCAAAAAAAUUGGAUCUGGGUUGGAUCUAAAUUAAAUCUAAGUGAACCCAAGUUGGAUUCAAGAGAUCCUAUGUUGGGUCCAAGAGAGCACAGGUUGGAUUCAAGAGAUCCCAAGUUGGAUCCAAGAGAUCCCAAGUCAG